Molecule: messenger RNA, 3111 nt
Organism: Komagataella phaffii GS115
Lineage: Eukaryota; Fungi; Ascomycota; Pichiomycetes; Pichiales; Pichiaceae
Product: Zinc cluster transcriptional activator
Exons: 1
Coding region: 1-3111 (1036 amino acids)
Biological process (GO): regulation of DNA-templated transcription; DNA-templated transcription
Molecular function (GO): DNA-binding transcription factor activity, RNA polymerase II-specific; zinc ion binding; DNA binding
Source: RefSeq, a predicted model, not a curated record
AUGAUGCCGGAGGAACAAGUAACCUCUCCUCAAAGGAAACAUCAAAAAAGCAAAGCCAAGACUAUACGAGCACCGGGGUCGUCCAUAGAACGAGUCGCCCAGGCCUGUGACAGAUGUCGCUCCAAAAAGACAAGAUGUGAUGGAAAACGACCACAAUGUUCCCAAUGUGCCGCUGUUGGUUUUGAAUGUAAAAUUAGUGAUAAAUUAUCCAGGAGGGCUUUUCCAAGAGGGUAUACCGAGACGUUAGAAGAAAGGAUAAGGGAGCUAGAGUUUGAAAACAAAAAGCUGCAUAAACUUAUCGAUUUAAAGAAUGAGCAAGUUGAAAUCAAGAACAGAAUUGACCAAGAGUCUACUCUAACAAAUGAGAACCUUACUCUAUUAAACAAGGAGCAAGAGGUUUCUCAUUCUGGCAAUAUUCAUCACCAUGCGGACGGAGAACCUUGUAACUGUGCCAAUUCUGUUUCCGCUCGCCCAGUUUCGAUAGCUGGAUCUGUAGAUAUUGAUACUACUGAUUUAAGUGAUGAGGACGAUUCUCUUUACUCAGCUGCUUCGUACAAUGCAAAAUAUCAUCAAACUGGAACUUCCGGUCCAGAAAUGGUUCGUCUUUCUCAACGAUAUUCUAGUGGAAAUUUCAAUGAUCCUUUAUCGUUUGAACAGUCCAAUGCACCGGGUGCGGCAGCGGCCAUCUCCAUUCAAAACAAGAUGCGAACGCAAACAUUUGUUAAUCUAGCUAAUUUGGUUGCAAUGUCUAUCCCUAGAACUACGGAGGAGACGCUUUUUAUUGCCAGUUUACUUGCAAAGAUUUGCAACGUCCAUGGGUUUCAAAGUAAAGCUCCGAUACUAACUGCAAAGUCUAUUGCAUUGCUGAAGGAUAAGUAUAAUUAUGGAAACGAUGAGGUAUUUGCUAAUAUUACCCUUAAGAAUGUUAAUUUCAACAAACUCACAUCACAGCAGAGUCAACAAUUCUUCCAAUCCCUGAAUCUUCCGAACCAAGUCAACUUAGACCUAUUCAUUACCACUUUUUUCAACACUUGGAAUAAUUUUAUUCCAAUAAUAAACAGGCACAUCUUUAUGAGCUCUUAUAUCAAAUUCAACAAGAGUAGAGAGACUAUGUUCACUGAUAAUUCAAUGUUUGGCAACGAGAAGUUCGGAGAAAUAUUACUUUUGAUUACAACAAUGGUUAUGCUGUCCCAAGAGAGAAACAAUAAUAGAGAAGCUGUACCUUCUUCUAGUUACAAGAAAGAUUCAACGCCUCAUCCCCACCGGCCAGAUGCUUCAAGUCAGAGCAAUGUGGAGAUACUUCAGUAUUACGAUCAUCUUAUUCAUGAAUUUAUCAAAUCGAACAUAUCAGAUGAUUGCUCGCUACCAACUCUUGAAAGCCUGUCGCUUCAACUAUUGUACUGUCUUGCAAUCGGAGAUUUGACAACCAGCUAUGAGCUAAGGGGGAAAAUCAUUACUAUGGGACAGCAGCUGCGACUUCACCGUUGUCCUUCUGCUGUUUUAGGGACAAAUGGAUCUAAAGUUUCUCAGAUGCAACAAGGAGAAAGAAGGAUUUUGUUUUGGUGUAUAUACAUUUUGGACACAUUUAGUGCGCUAAUACUAGGUGUCCCCAGAUUGUUGAAGGAUUAUGAAAUUGAAUGCGCGUUACCCUUCAGUAAUGAAUCAAAUAAUGCCAAUGUGAAGGGCUCCAUCGAAAACACUACUAAUACUGUCAUUAUCAACAACAUCAAACUGUCGCUUGCGGGUAAAGUUUCAGACUGUGCUCUAGCGGUAAUGAGAUACUCAAAAGUUCUAGGCAAUAUUUUGGACUCGAUAUUCCAGAGAAGCUCCAUCAAUAACCCAAGCGUUGUCUCUAAAUCCACCAACAUCACUGAAGAGACUUGCCUGUUGCAUGAACAUGCCCUAGAUCUAUGGAGACGUGAGCUGUCGCCCCAUAUCAACGUAGACUUGGACAAGUCCCCUGGUGGUGUCGAAUAUGAAAGAUUGUCUGACAAUCAACUUACGAUACUAUUUCUAUACUACCAUGCAAAAAUAUUGAUCUAUCUGCCACUCAUGGCUAAUGAAUCUUCGCAGUCACGAAGUUCUGCUUCUUAUAUCAAUAUUCAACAGUCCACCACUUCUAUACUUGCAAUUGCAAACACAUUGGCAACUAAAGAAAGAAAUUUUUAUUUCUUACCCUUACCUGUAAACUUGUCAAGGGAAAAGGUCAGGUUAGCGUUUUUAUCUGCCAAAGGAUCGUUAGAGUAUGCAAGGGGAGGAGCAUUGUUUCAGGAAUCCAAAAUUUUACUAGCCAGCGUCAUCAACGAGCUGAAAAUAGAGACAAGCAUUGGAAUGCUGGGAUGCCUCUCAGUACCCUGUAUGGAAGCUGUUGAUAAUGCUAUGGAGCAGAUCAUGGCACUGCCAGGAAAAGUUUCAAGCGUUAACGGCUCAAAUUCAGAGAUGAAAAGGUCUAGCUCUAAGCGUAAAAGUUCGCCACUGAGACAAGAUAUUAGUGGUGAUGAACGAAAAUCACACAACAUUGAAGUAUCAGAUUCUAGAACUCCGUCUGUUCAAUCUUCACUUUACCCGCAACCCAACCAAAUGCAUCAUCCCAAUAUUAUUAAGAGUGAGAAUAAUGAACAAAUGAUACCCGAAAAUGAUACCCCUGGAGCCAUUAACGAUAUAUUCACCUCCCAUAGCCCUCCUGGCACAGUCACUUCAAUGAAGGAGGAAGAUUUACCUAUCAAAGUUCCAAUUCUAUUGCAGACCCAACAACGACAGAUAUACAAUAAUAAUCCCAACCAUUCCUUGUUUUCGCAACAGCCGGGCACACAGGUCCUUUCAGGACAGCAAAUGCCUGGCCCCAGUUCCACCGAUCAACAGUUCAAAAGAAUAACGACUCCAGAUGGUUUAGACUCCUUGAUGAUGCAAGAUUUUGGAGUUGAUGCCUCAUUAGGUUUACCAAUGUUGGAUUUUGAUUUUAACUUUGAUUUUGAAAAUGUUCAAAACAACUAUUCUCAAAGUAAUGUAUCUCCUCCCAAUAGUGAAAGUGUGCCAAGCUCAAUUCAAGGUACACAUUCCAAUGACCCCAAGGAUUCUCAAGUUUCUGCUGGGAGUUUAUUCGGACUUUAG